Gambusia affinis (western mosquitofish) is the source of this 3073-nucleotide messenger RNA. RefSeq names its product PDZ domain-containing protein 7-like. Gene Ontology annotation, molecular function: protein binding. The record is from RefSeq and is a predicted model, not a curated record. Lineage: Eukaryota; Metazoa; Chordata; Actinopteri; Cyprinodontiformes; Poeciliidae. Gene Ontology annotation, biological process: auditory receptor cell stereocilium organization; sensory perception of sound. Bases 363 to 3014 code for a protein of 883 amino acids. The transcript has 18 exons. Gene Ontology annotation, cellular component: stereocilium tip; cilium; plasma membrane.
GAUGUGGCGUUUCGUGAAUUCGAGGUGAAUAAUGCGUUCCGCACAAACACGUACGUGUACUGUUUGCGAUAGUUUUAUUUUUCUCGACUAUGGGAUGAUUUAAAGGACGUUAUUAUUGAUCGUGCUUAGCAGGUUGGAUUAAAACGGAACGGGAGAGACCUUUCCUGUAUCGGUUUCGUUCUGGACUCGAAACGCAAAUGUUUGACAGGUGAGGGAGAUGCAACAUGGAGCAGAAUGGACCGAAGUGUGACCCCAGGGGGACAAAGAGUCAAAUAUGUCAGAGGACAACCUACAUGAACUCGUUCACCUGGAGCUGACUGGCUCUGGGAGUGUGUGUGUGAAAGGAGAACCAUCCAGCCCCCAUGGCUUCCUCAUCACAUCCGUCCCGCAGGGAAAAGGGUCCAGCGACACAAGGUUUGCACGCGGCAACACGCAACCUCUUACGAAAGAAGGAACAGCGUCGCCGUGGAAUCCGAUCCUCCUCGCCCAUGGGCCGGGUCAUCCUCAUCAACUCUCCUGUAGAUGGUGGGGAUGAUAGUGAAGACCUCCACACAGUCACAGUGGACAAGAGUGUGGACGGGAAGCUCGGCUUCAGUGUGCGUGGCGGCUCGGAGCACGGCCUCAAUAUUUUCGUCAGUAAGGUGGAGGAUGACAGCACGGCGCAGGAGGCGGGCCUGCAGGUCGGAGAUAAGCUGGUGGAGGUGAAUGGCGUCAGCCUGGAGAGCAUUACCAUGAGCAGCGCCGUGAAGGUGCUGACGGGCAACAACAGGCUAAGGAUGGUGGUGAGGCGAGUGGGGAAAGUUCCCGGCAUCCGCUAUUCUAAGGAGAAGACAACCUGGGUGGACCUGGUCCAUAGGCGGAUGGUGGUGGAGGAGAGCGGGCGGACUCCUUCAGAAGCCAGUUCUGACAGCGCUCUGCAGAGGAUCAUCCACCUAUUUACCACCUCCGACGACUACUGUCUCGGCUUUAACAUACGAGGGGGAAAGGAGUUUGGUCUCGGCAUCUACGUCUCCAAACUGGAUCCAGGCGGUUUGGCCGAGCAGAAUGGGAUUAAGAUUGGAGACCAGAUUCUGGCUGCCAAUGGAGUGAGCUUUCAGGACAUCAGCCACAGCAGUGCAGUGGAGGUGCUGAAGAGCCACACACACAUCAUGCUCACUAUGAAGGAAGCAGGGAGGUACCCUGCUUAUAAAGAAAUGGUGGCAGAAUACAGGUGGUUGAAUAAAUUGGCCAAUGGUACUCAGCCAUCUUCCUCCCAGGCCUCAGACUCCAACUCUUCAACCUCCUCUCUGUCAUCUGGGACCCCGGUCAGCUCCCUGAGCGGCUUGUCUCAAGUCAUGUUUCCACACAGCCUGCCGUUCGGUUCAGACAUGGUGGACGUUUGCAUCUCUACAGAGGACUUGAGGUCCGAGUCUGAACUAACAGAUUCCGCCAUCCAGACAGAUUUUCCCUCACAGAGAAUGGAAACAGACACCACCCGCAGCCUGGGACCAACCACACUGCUCAAAGACACGGCGAUCCGUGGAGAGGAGAGCAGGAGGUGGAAAGAGUCUCCCAAAACAGCUAUGCUGCUGGCGCUCAGCAGACCAAGUCGACCAAUCAGCAGGUCACAGAGCCAAGUCACUGUAGCAGAGAUCAAUCAGAAGAAAGACAAGAAGAAGCAGAAAGAGAAGCAAGCAGAGGAGAAAAGCACUCUGCAGCGCUCAAAGACGUUUGUUAACCUGCUGUUCAAAGGAGGGCGCAAGAGAGACGCCUCAGGUGGGCGCUCCAAGUCACCAUUCAGAGAAAGCAAAGAGGGACGAAAUGUCAGUGCGAUGCCAAACUCAGAGAUGCUUGGCGUGGUGGAGGACAUGGCCCGAAGGCUGCUGACGGAGGAGGAGGUGUCUGCUGUGAUGACGGCAUGCCAAAUGUAUACAACAGAGAGGUCAGUGGAGAACUUGAUACACCACCUGCUGGUUGUGCUGGACCGACCUGAAAAGCUGCUGCUUCUGAGGGAAGUCAGACUUGUGCUUUCGCCAUCUGAUCUGAGUGUUUUCAACAACAUGGUGACCGCUGUUGAAGCUGAAGCCUACGAUCUCCUCAAAUAUCGGUCAGUCCGAACUCCUCCUCUUCGCUCCCCCAUUUCUGGUCGAGCCCCCAAGCGGCGCCUCAUCACACCCAUCCCAGAUUAUAGGGGUGGCUUUGAGCUCCACAGUGCUGAGGAGGUGGAAAAAGAGAGCCACCUGCUGGAGGAGCUGGAGAAGCUCAGCCUGACUGGCUCUCAGGGAUCCAGGGGGAGUAGGAAGACCUCUAGUUCUUUCUCAGCUCUUCUGGACAUACCUGUGGAUGGAUAUAAGACAGAGUCCAGAAACACCAGAUCCCGCUCUGCUGGGCCCUUGCUCCCCAACUGGUUGCUGGCCCACAGCAGUGACUCCUCGCCUCCUCUCCGUACAGACAUCGGCACCAUUCGCUCCGUCCACUUUGAUGAGGCUUCUCUGCGCUCAUCUUCAGAUAAGGUGGAGGCAAACAGUGAGAGGGGAAGGACUUUCUUCAGGAACAGUCACUCUCAGGGCAGGAGGGAGAGAAGUGCAGAUAGGAGCAAGAAAGGUGCGUUCACCGUGCAAAGUGCGAACCGCAGGAGUCGACCCUUGCUGUCGCAGGUGUUUGGUACGAGUCAGGAGCGACAGAUGAACGGUCAUCGGACUUCCUCGGAGAACAGGCUCAACGGUACUGAACCUGAACAGGAGCAUCGGCUGAAGACAGUCAGCAUCUCCAAGACCAAACAGUCUCUGGGCAUCAGCAUUUCUGGUGGGAUCGAGUCAAAGGUUCAGCCAACAGUGAAGAUCGAGAAGAUCUUUCCUGGAGGAGCCGCCUCCAUGUGUGAGGUGCUUAAGGCUGGAAUGGAGCUGGUGACUGUGGAUGGAGUUUCCCUCCAAGGCGUGACCCACCAGCAUGCCGUUGACAUCAUCCGCAAAGCCUUCAGCAACAAGGCCAAAGACCCCAUGGCGUUUGUGGUCAAAGUUCCCAAAAACUUCUAAAAAGACAAGUUUGAGCUCAAUUAGUGAGAAUUAAAGAAACACUGACUUGCAGAGCUGUA